AAGAAACACUUAAUUCCCAACUUUAUUUUAAUAAUAAAUCCUCAACCCCAUCUCCUCCAAAUCCUCCCCAAUUCCCAACUCCCAAGUCCCAUCAUUCAUUUUCCUUCCAAUAGUAACCCCCACACCCAAAAAAAAAAAAUAUCUAUGUUAAUUUAAUUCCUCAACUAUCCAUAUAAAACAUAAACCCCCAUAAUAAAUAUAUCCUCCCUUAACCUUCCCCACCUUUCUAUAUACUCUCCAAUCCAUGCUCUUCCUCUUUUAUUAUUCCUUCUACUUCUCUUUCGAUCUCUGUUUCUCAUAAACUCAAUUUUCCAUUUUCAGGGUAGUAGUAGCCAUGACCCACUUGGCUCCAAUAUUCCGAACCGAAUCCGGAACCUGGUUCCAAACCAUUGGUGAACUCCAAACCAACAAUACCAUCACCAUCACCACCACCACCAACAACAACAACAACAACAAUUACAACAACAACUACUUAGAAAAAAGACAACUUUUUCUUAGAAGUUAUCAAUUUAGCAGGAAACAAAGCUUCGGUGAAAGAAUCAAGACUUCCUUGGUUCGGGUCAAGCGUCUUAUUAUGGUUCGGGUUAGGUCUGUACGUAGGCUAAGGAAACUUGUUUGGCCUGGACUUAGGUUCGCUAUUUAUAACAAGAGGAGAAGGUUGUUUAAGCUUCUUAAUCAAUAUUAUUAUUUUAAUAAUAAUAGUAAUAACACUAAAAAUAGUAGUUCUUUUAAGAAUGAAUUUAAGUAUGAGCUUUUUCAUAGAUCUAAUAUUAAUUCUACUUCUUGCUUUUGGUAGAAAUUUUAGUAGUAUUACUAUUACUAUGUAGAAAUAAUUCAUAUUAUUGGACUGACUUUUUUUUAUAAUGUUUUAAGGUUUGUUAAGAAUAUGGUUAGAUUAAUAGAUUGAGUAUGGGUAGAGUAAAUUAAAUAAGUAUGUUUUAUUUCUUUGUUUUCUUGAAUUUUUUGUAAUUAUGUUUUAUUAGGCUGUCCAUUAUUUUUUUUCUCUUUAUGCAAUUGAUUAAUUGUUUACAAUUAUUACUACUAUUUGAUGUCAAUGUUUUGUAUUAUUAGUACUUGGUAAGUUGGUAGUUUGUGUUAGACUUUGAAGAUGUGUAAUUAAGCUAUUAUGAAAUUUGAUAGAGAAUAGAAUUAUCUUCCGCAUAUAAUUUGUAUUUGGGAGAGAAUAUGAAUAAUAAGUAUGUAUAUCGGUUUCUAA
This is a messenger RNA of Beta vulgaris subsp. vulgaris (sugar beet), 1216 nucleotides long. RefSeq lists its product as hypothetical. Bases 335 to 796 code for a protein of 153 amino acids. Lineage: Eukaryota; Viridiplantae; Streptophyta; Magnoliopsida; Caryophyllales; Amaranthaceae. The record is from RefSeq and is a predicted model, not a curated record. The transcript has a single exon.